Drosophila arizonae is the source of this 2602-nucleotide messenger RNA. RefSeq names its product L-type amino acid transporter minidiscs (gene mnd). The record is from RefSeq and is a predicted model, not a curated record. Gene Ontology annotation, biological process: amino acid transmembrane transport. NCBI's taxonomy places the organism in Eukaryota, Metazoa, Arthropoda, Insecta, Diptera, Drosophilidae. Gene Ontology annotation, molecular function: L-amino acid transmembrane transporter activity. Gene Ontology annotation, cellular component: membrane.
CUAGGGUAACGGCUCAAGUCUGUUAAGAAUAAAGGCCUAAGAGCGAGUACGUGGCGAACAGUGUGGCGACAGAGAGCGAGAGAGAGAGAGAGAAAGAGCGCUAAAGCACAAACACAGCUGUCGCCUUUGCCGCGGUGGCUACCUACUAGUAUCAAACGAAUGCAAAGCCAAAGCUAACCGCUCAGCGCGCAAAAGCAAAAGCAGCCGCGCAGCGACGCGUCGCGCCUCAUCACAUAAAAGGGAAGUCUGUAUUUAUAUUCGAAACUUAGUUUGGACUCGGUGCGCAUAAAGUGUGGUCGAUCGGCAGCGCAGCGCGUGAUUUAAUUCUUGGAUUGUGAAAAGGAAUAGAAACCGGAACAGUUUUGAAAAUAACACGCAAAACAAACCAUGCUGUUGAAAACACUGCGAACUCUUCUCACUAAAACUGUUUAAGAGCGAGUGUCGCUCCACGUGUGCUCUAUGAUUAUUUAGUAUGCAGCCAAAUGAGCGUGCAUGCGUGCACUGACAUACGUACACACACUUACACAUACACACACGCACAAGCACAAGCAAAAGCAGAAGCACAAGCACAUACGAAAGUGCGACAAGCAAAGUAAAGUAUAAAGAAAAGUAAAGCAUGUGGCCGGCCGCAAAGUAAAACUCGAAAUUGUGUUUGAAACAGAACAAGAUCCACGCUGGCAGUGCAAGUGCGGAGAGCGCAGGCUGUUAAAGAACUCAAAAUACCAAAUAGAAAAGAAAAACGAUAAAAUUAGUGAGCAUAAAUAUACGUACAUAUGCACAAAACACUUUAUUUUCGAGGAUCUUUAACAAAGGGACCAAUUAGUGGCAAAGCCAAAUAUUCGAAAACAAAGUAAUUUACUAAAUAUCUUACCUCCUGCAUUCGUGUCGAAAAAUAUGACACGCAUUCAAGCUAGCGAUACGCUAAUACCGCGACAGGUAUUCGAGGUGCCAAUAGAGGCAGGCAGUGAUCAAAAAGCACGUGACCGGAGCAACUCUGCCACAGACACCUCCAGUCAGAGUUCUGGAGUUAAGCUCAAGAAACAAAUCGGAUUGCUCGAUGGCGUCGCAAUCAUCGUUGGUGUCAUUGUGGGCGCCGGCAUAUUCGUUAGCCCCAAAGGUGUGCUCAUGUUCUCCGGCUCGAUUGGACAGUCGCUCAUCGUGUGGGUGCUCUGUGGAGUUCUCAGCAUGGUGGGUGCCCUAUGCUACGCCGAAUUGGGUACCAUGAUACCGAAAUCAGGGGGUGACUACGCCUAUAUUGGCACCGCAUUUGGCCCAUUGCCUGCGUUUCUGUAUCUCUGGGUAGCGCUGCUCAUACUGGUUCCCACGGGCAAUGCCAUCACAGCGCUUACAUUCGCUCAAUAUCUGCUGAAACCAUUUUGGCCCUCAUGCGAAGCACCCAUAGAAGCUGUUCAGCUUUUGGCCGCUGCCAUGAUCUGUGUCCUGACUGUCAUCAACUGCUACAACGUGAAAUGGGUCACACGGGUAACGGACAUAUUUACGGGUACAAAAGUGGUUGCGCUAAUGGUAAUUGUGGGUGCCGGCGUGUGGUACUUGGCGGGUGGCAACACGGACUAUUGGGAUCAACCGUUUAGUGGAGGACACAAAGAGCCCGGAUACAUAGCGCUGGCCUUCUAUAGCGGAUUGUUUUCCUACUCGGGCUGGAACUACUUGAACUUCGUGACAGAGGAAUUAAAGGAUCCGUACCGUAAUUUGCCGCGUGCCAUUUGCAUAUCAAUGCCGGUUGUCACGAUCAUUUAUAUGGUGACAAAUGUAGCAUACUUUUCGGUGCUUUCGACUGAUGAAAUACUAACUUCUGAUGCCGUAGCCGUAACCUUCGGUGACAAGAUGCUGGGCUUCCUGUCGUGGAUAAUGCCCUUUGCUGUGGCGUGCUCGACGUUUGGAUCCUUGAAUGGCGCCAUCUUUGCAUCAUCUCGCUUGUUUUUUGUGGGAGCGCGCAAUGGCCAUCUGCCAGCGGCGAUUUCGCUAAUAAACAUUAAUUGCCUAACGCCGGUGCCAUCAUUAAUAUUUCUGUGUCUAAUUACGCUGAUGUUGCUGUUCAUAAAGGACACAUAUGUGCUCAUCAACUACGUUAGCUAUGUGGAAGCACUCUUCACGCUCGUCUCUGUGUCUGGCUUACUCUGGUUGCGGUAUAAGCAACCCAAGACGGAACGACCCAUUCGUGUCAACCUAUCACUACCCAUCAUUUAUCUGAUUGUCUGCCUGUUCCUGGUCAUCGCAUCCUGUACACAGUCCCCCACCGAGGUGGGCGUUGGCACUGUGAUCAUACUUUCCGGCAUUCCCGUCUACUAUCUAACCAUACAUAAUCCGGUUCAAUGGUUGGCCGACACCUCCCAAACCAUAAACAUGUGGUGCUCCAAAUUCUUUAUCUGUAUGCCAAAUCAGGAUAAGUUCGACUAAGAUUAAAUUACUCAUUACUAGGGCGAAUCAAGUGCCUUCUCUGUAGUAAUCAAUGAUCCAUCAAUAACUAUUAUAAUAGGUACCUCAUAAGCUCGGCAAGCUUCUCCAAAUACCAUCUUGUCUGCUGUAAAUAUCUUUAUAAUUCUCAAAGAAGUCAAUUAAGAACCAAUUUCGUUAGCUUGUA